Molecule: messenger RNA, 6350 nt
Organism: Pleuronectes platessa (European plaice)
Lineage: Eukaryota; Metazoa; Chordata; Actinopteri; Pleuronectiformes; Pleuronectidae
Gene: scn1laa
Product: sodium channel, voltage-gated, type I-like, alpha
Exons: 27
Coding region: 185-6139 (1984 amino acids)
Biological process (GO): membrane depolarization during action potential; neuronal action potential; sodium ion transmembrane transport
Cellular component (GO): axon; voltage-gated sodium channel complex; plasma membrane
Molecular function (GO): voltage-gated sodium channel activity
Source: RefSeq, a predicted model, not a curated record
GACCAGCUUGCGCCAGGACGCGCGUCAAAUAGCCUAAGCGCACGGACAGGUUUAUUCAAAAACAACCUUUUGAACUUCAUCCAGGACAUUUUGUUGAGUAUUGUCCACUUGGCGAGGAUGGAAAACUGAUGGCCUUUCUCAAGUUGGAGGCUAGCUGUUCACUCUGACGGUGCAGGAUGAAAAAAUGGCACAGCUGCUUGUACCGCCAGGUCCAGACAGCUUCCGCCCCUUCACCCGCGAAUCCCUCGAAGCCAUUGAGGGAAGGAUUGCGGAGGAGAAAGCCAAGAAGCCCAAGGGCGAAAAGAGAAAACGCAAAGAUGACAACGGGCUCAAGGCCAGCGGCGACCUGGAGGCCGGCAAAUGUCUCCCUAUUCUGUAUCGGGACAUUCCUAAAGGCAUGGUGUCGACUCCACUGGAGGACCUGGAUCCAUACUACGCUAAUCAGAGAACCUUCAUAGUAUUAAACAGAGGAAAGAAAAUCUACCGCUUAAACGCCGCACCUGCCUUGUACCUCCUGAGCCCUUUCAACCUUCUAAGAAGAAUAUCAAUCAAGAUCUUGGUACACUCAUUGUUCAACGUGAUGAUCAUGUGCACCAUCAUCACCAACUGUGUAUUUAUGACGCAGACCAGACAGCCUGAGUGGACAAAGAAUGUGGAGUGGACGUUCACUGGCAUCUAUACCUUUGAGUUCGUCGUUAAAGUUUUAGCCCUAGGGUUCUGUUUAGGAAAGUUCACGUUUCUCAGAGAUCCCUGGAACUGGCUGGAUUUCACUGUCAUUGUUAUGGCGUAUGUAACAGAGUUUGUGGACCUGGGCAAUUUAUCAGUUCUUCGCACGUUCAGAGUGCUCAGAGCUCUCAAAGCUAUUUCAGUUAUCCCAGGCCUGAAGACCAUUGUUGGUGCGUUGUUCCAGUCAGUGAAGAAGCUUUCCGACGUGAUGAUCCUUACUGUCUUCUGCUUGAGCGUCUUCGCCCUCAUAGGGUUGCAGUUGUUCAUGGGUCUCUUAAAGCAAAAGUGUGUCCGGAUUUACUUAAACGACACAUUGGACAACUCGACAGAACCGUACAACAUGACAGCUCACCUGAAUAAUGCCAGUAAUUAUUAUUACCUUUCUGGCAAGAGAGAUCCACUGCUUUGUGGAACUGGCAGUGAAGCUGGGCAGUGUCCGGAGGGUUACAACUGCCUGAAAGUGGGAGAGAACCCAGACUAUGGCUACACCAGUUUUGACUCUUUUGGUUGGGCCUUCCUCUCACUGUUCAGACUGAUGACACAAGACUACUGGGAAAACCUUUAUCAACAGACUCUGCGUGCAUCAGGGAAGCCCUACAUGAUGUUUUUUGUGCUGGUGAUAUUCCUCGGCUCCUUCUACCUGAUCAACCUGAUCUUGGCUGUAGUGGCCAUGGCCUAUGAGGAGCAGAGCCAGGCCACCAUCAAGGAGGCCAAGGAGAAGGAGGAGGAGUACAAGGCCAUGAUGGAGCAGCUGAAACAGCAGCAGGACGUUCAGGCAGCAGCAAUCCUAGCUUCUGCUGAGACCGGGGAGGUCAGCGACAAAGCUGACGGCACUGCGAGCUCCUCCGAUUUAUCCAAGCUCAGUUCCAAAAGUGCCAAAGAGAGACGCAACAGGCGGAAGAAAAGAAAGGAGGAGGAGGGCAAAGACGACGAAGAGAAACUUCCUAAGUCGGAGUCGCAGGACAGUAUAAAGAAGGGUCGCUGCCGUUUCUCCGUGGAGGCAAACCUGCUCGACUAUGAUAUGAAGUGUUCGUCCGCACAUCAGUCCUUUCUGAGUUUCCGUGGACCCCUCUUCUCACCCAGACGGAACAGCAGGACCAGCAUUUUCAGUUUCCGAAGCCAAGCGCAGGACGUGAGCUCCGAGAACGAGUUUGCCGAUGACGAGAGCAGUAUUUUUGAGGACGACCUUAGUCAAAGAGGCUCUUUAUUCCUUCCGCGGAGGUUUGAUCGGCGCAGCAGCAGUAUGAGUCAAUGCAGCUACUUGUCGCAUCGCCUCUUUCCACCCAGCGGGAUCAAGCGCAGCUCAGUAGACUGCAACGGGGUGGUGACUCUAGUGGGCGGGAAUUCUCUCCCGUCUUCACCUGUUGCGCUUCGUCUGCCUAAAGUGACACUAGAUACAGCCCCCGACGCAAACGCUGACACCACUGACACAGGGUACAUCCAGGCCACCAGGGGACCAAACCAGGACUUUAUUGACUUCCCAGACGGCCCAGAGGCCAGACAGAGAGCCCAUAGUACAGUCAGUGUCAUAACCAGCACCAUGGAGGAGCUUGAAGAGUCCAGGCAGAAGUGUCCUCCUUGCUGGUACAAAUUUGCCAACAUCUUCCUCAUCUGGGAAUGUUGUCCAUUCUGGCUAGAGAUCAAGAAGUUGGUUAAAUUAAUUGUCAUGGACCCAUUUGUAGACCUUGCCAUCACCAUCUGCAUUGUACUCAACACAUUGUUUAUGGCCAUGGAGCAUUAUCCAAUGUCCGAUGAGUUUUCCGAUAUGCUGAUUGUGGGCAACAAGGUAUUCACCGGUAUCUUCACUGCGGAAAUGGUCGUCAAGAUCAUUGCGUUGGACCCAUACAAUUACUUUCAGAAAGGGUGGAAUAUCUUUGACGGAAUUAUUGUCACUGCAAGCUUGCUGGAGGUGUGUUUGGCAAAUGUGGUUGGCAUGUCGGUUCUGAGGUCCUUCAGACUGCUGAGAGUGUUCAAGUUGGCUAAAUCAUGGCCCACUCUCAACAAACUGAUUAAAAUAAUUGGUAACUCAGUGGGGGCACUGGGCAACCUGACCCUUGUACUGGCCAUUAUCGUCUUCAUCUUUGCCGUGGUGGGCAUGCAGCUGUUUGGAAAAAGCUACAAGGACUGUGUGUGUAAAAUCUCUACUGACUGCACUCUGCCCCGUUGGCACAUGAACGACUUCUUCCAUUCAUUCCUCAUUGUGUUCCGAGUGCUUUGUGGAGAGUGGAUAGAGACCAUGUGGGACUGUAUGGAGGUGGCUGGGAAGACCAAGUGCUUGGUUGUCUACAUGAUGGUCAUGGUUAUUGGAAACCUGGUGGUGUUGAAUCUGUUCCUGGCUCUGCUGCUGAGCUCAUUCAGUGCCGACAACCUGGCAGCACAGGAAGUUGUCGGCGAGGUCAACAAUUUGCAGAUUGCAAUUGAUCGGAUUCACAGGGGCAUAGCCUUCGCCAAGUCCAUGCUCCAGAGCAGCUGCAACAGCAUCUGUCUCAGGGAUAAGAAGAAAGCAAAGAGUGAAGACAAAUCUCUGGAUGAGCUCAACAAACCUAUGGGGCCGAACGGCGUCCCCAACCACACCAUCAAAGACUUCCCUAAGAAUGGCAACGGGGACGUGACCGGGGUGGACAAAAAUGGAGACAAGUACAUCGUCAGCAGCAGGAGCGAUGAUUCUAUAAUGUCUUUCAUCAACAAUCCUAGUCUGACCGUCACUGUCCCCAUCGCUGUGGGCGAGUCUGACUUUGAAUACCUCAACACGGAGGACAUCAGCACUGCCUCGUCUGAACCGGCAGGAUGCCCUGUGAUUGUAGAGGACGACGGGCAGCUCAGCACCUCCGAGGGCAGCACCGUGGACGGUUUUGGGGCUGGGGAGGGAGAGUGUCUUGACUCCGACCUACAGGAAUGUAUGGAUCCUGAUGGCUGCUUUCCUGAAGUCUGUGUGAAGAGGUUCAAGUGUUGUCAGGUGAAAGUAGACGUGGGCUGGUGGAAGGUGUGGUGGACGCUAAGAAAGACCUGUUAUCGGAUAGUGGAGCACAACUGGUUCGAGAGCUUCAUCAUCUUCAUGAUCCUGCUCAGCAGUGGAGCUCUGGCGUUUGAAGAUGUCUACAUUGAGAAGAAGAAGACCAUUAAAACCAUGUUGGAGUUUGCAGACAAAAUCUUCACCUACAUCUUCAUUCUUGAGAUGCUGUUGAAGUGGGUGGCAUAUGGCUUUGCCAAAUACUUCACCAAUGCCUGGUGCUGGCUGGACUUCCUCAUUGUUGACGUGUCACUGGUCAGCAUGGUGGCCAACCUCAUGGGAUAUUCUGAAUUCGGUGCCAUUAAGUCUCUGAGAACCCUGCGAGCAUUGAGGCCCCUGAGAGCCUUGUCACGAUUCGAGGGCAUGCGGGUGGUGGUCAAUGCCCUGCUGGGAGCCAUCCCUUCCAUCUUCAACGUGCUGCUCGUAUGUCUCAUAUUUUGGCUCAUCUUCAGCAUCAUGGGAGUCAACCUGUUUGCGGGGAAGUACUACCAUUGUGUCAACAGAACCUCGAAUAAGCGUUUCCCUUCAUCGAUUGUGAAUAACCAGUCACAAUGUGAGGCCCUCCUCAAAGUGGCUCGCUGGAAGAAUGUCAAAAUCAACUUUGACAAUGUUGGUAUGGGUUACCUCGCACUGCUGCAAGUAGCUACAUUUAAGGGCUGGAUGGAUAUCAUGUUUGCUGCUGUGGACUCUCGAUCCAAGGCAGGGGAUCAACCUGAGUAUGAGAACAGCAUGAUUAUGUACCUGUACUUUGUUGUCUUCAUCAUCUUUGGAGCCUUCUUCGCACUCAAUCUCUUCAUUGGUGUCAUCAUAGACAAUUUCAAUCAGCAAAAGAAAAAGUUUGGAGGUCAGGACAUCUUCAUGACUGAAGAACAGAAGAAAUACUACAAUGCCAUGAAAAAGCUGGGCUCAAAGAAACCACAAAAGCCUAUUCCUAGACCAUCGAGCAAGAUUCAAGGAUACGUCUUUGACUUCACCACAAAACAAGCUUUCGAUAUUGUAAUAAUGGUUCUAAUAUCGCUCAAUAUGGUCACCAUGAUGGUGGAAACCGAGGACCAGUCAGAGGAAAAGAAAAUCGUUCUCGGAAAAAUUAAUAUUGUCUUCAUUUGCAUCUUCAGUGGAGAAUGUUUGUUGAAGAUGAUCUCUCUCCGACAUUACUUUUUCACAAAUGGUUGGAAUAUAUUUGAUUUCAUCGUGGUCAUCCUUUCAAUCAUUGGUUGCUUCCUCACCGAUAUUAUAGAGAAGUAUUUUGUUUCGCCAACCUUGUUCAGAGUCAUCCGGUUGGCUCGCAUUGGGCGUGUCCUCCGCCUUAUUAAAAGCGCCAAAGGAAUCCGCACACUCUUGUUUGCCUUGAUGAUGUCACUUCCUGCCUUGUUCAACAUCGGUCUCCUGCUCUUCCUGGUGAUGUUUAUCUACGCCAUCUUCGGCAUGUCGAACUUUGCUUACGUCAAGAGAGAGUCAGGCAUUGACGACCUUUUCAAUUUUGAGACGUUUGGAAACAGCAUGAUCUGCCUGUUCCAGAUCACCACGUCAGCGGGGUGGGACGGCCUACUCGCUCCCAUGCUCAACAAAAACGAGGAUUGUAAUGCAACCAUGGAGCAUCCUGGCAGCAAUGUUAAAGGAAACUGCGGAAAGCCUGCUGUGGGGAUUACUUUCUUCGUGAGCUACAUCAUAAUCUGUUUCUUGAUUGUGGUGAACAUGUACAUUGCUGUCAUCCUGGAAAACUUCGGCGUGGCCACCGAGGAGAGUACGGACCCACUGAGCGAGGAUGAUUUUGAAAUGUUCUAUGAGGUGUGGGAAAGGUUCGAUCCUCAUGUGUCACAAUUCAUGGAGUACAGGAUGCUGUCCGACUUUGCCGACGACCUGGACCCGCCGUUGCGCAUAGCCAAGCCUAACAAGCUCGAGCUCAUGUCCAUGGAUCUACCCAUGGUGAGCGGCGAACGCAUCCACUGCCUGGACAUCCUGUUUGCAUUCACAAAACGUGUUCUCGGUGAGGGUGGGGAGAUGGAUAUCCUGAGGGGGCAGAUGGAGGAGCGCUUCAUGGCCUCCAAUCCCUCCAAAGUGUCCUACGAACCCAUCACCACCACGCUCCGCCGCAAGCACGAGGAAGUGUCUGCCGUCGUCAUCCAGCGAGCGUACAGACUGUAUGCAAAGAACAAUCCUGCCAGUAAGCCCUCUGACGCACCCGGUGAUGACAUUCAAAAGAGUGACACGCUCAUUGACAAUGAGGAGGUCAUCACAGACGAACUGAAAAGAAAAUCUAGCACUGAUAAAGGCGAACUAGCCCCGUCGUCUGCCUCUCAACUGUCGUGCGACGGCGUGACGACAAACGGGAACAACAAAUAUGAAAAGGACAAAAGUGAAAAGGAGGUGGAAGGCAAAGAUGUCCAAGAGCAAGAUAAAUGAGUAUUGGAGAUGCAACACAGACAUUUUUGAUUAACAAUAAAAAGGUUUACAACAUUUGAAAGUGGCUGAGACAUUCGCUGGACUCUUUUCCUCCGUAUAGAUAUCUAUGCCACACUGACCACGCUUCCUUGAGGGUUUUGGUGCCUAUAAAUGGAAAGUUGCUCAUGCAGUGGGACUGUUUUGGCUUCAGGAGCCAUAAUGACUUUUUGAA